AUGGAUUCAGAAAAUUUUAAACAACAUUUAAAAAAAUUAUAUAGUGUUAAUAAUGGCAAAGUUAAAAUAACAAAUGAAAUUGUUAAAUUUACACAAAAUCACUCAGAACCAUUACAUCAAGUUCAAAAAGAUUUGAUUAAUUACACAAACACAAAUUUUGAAUCGAACUCAUAUAUGUUAACUGAUGGUAAUCAAAAUCAAUUUUUCACAUUAUUAUUAAAAGUUUUAAAUGCUAAAAAAGCAAUUGAUGUUGGUGUUUAUACUGGAUUAAGUUCAUUAUCAUUUGCACUUUCAAUGCCAGAUGAUGGUAAAGUAACUAGUAUUGAUUGUGUUAGAGAUUAUGAAGAAUGUUGUCAUUUACAUUGGAAGAAAGCAAAUGUUGAUCAUAAAAUUAAUUUAGUAAUUGAUAAUGCAAAAAAUCAUUUACAAAAAUUAAUUGAUAAUGGUGAAUCUGGUACAUUUGAUUUUAUUUUCAUUGAUGCUGAUAAAGACUCGUAUGAUGCUUAUUAUGAAUUAUCAUUAAAAUUAAUUAGAAAAGGUGGAAUAAUUGCAUUUGAUAAUAUUUUAUUUUUUGGUGCAACUUUAGUUGAUCAUGAUAGUAAAAAACCGGAAGAUCAAAUAUUUUUGGGUUGUCCAUCAUUCCAAAGAAUGGUAGAUGCAUUAAAAUUAUUGAAUGAAAAAAUUGCAAAUGAUGAAAGGGUUAUUAAAACAAUGUUACCAUUAUCUGAUGGAAUUACAUUAGUUACAAAGAAAUAA
Dictyostelium discoideum AX4 is the source of this 756-nucleotide messenger RNA. RefSeq names its product O-methyltransferase family 3 protein (gene omt1). Gene Ontology annotation, molecular function: O-methyltransferase activity; caffeoyl-CoA O-methyltransferase activity. Lineage: Eukaryota; Evosea; Eumycetozoa; Dictyosteliales; Dictyosteliaceae. The transcript is spliced from 3 exons. The record is from RefSeq and is a predicted model, not a curated record. The coding region runs from base 1 to 756 and encodes 251 amino acids.